Gavia stellata (red-throated loon) is the source of this 660-nucleotide messenger RNA. RefSeq names its product claudin 20 (gene CLDN20). The record is from RefSeq and is a predicted model, not a curated record. The transcript has a single exon. Gene Ontology annotation, biological process: bicellular tight junction assembly; cell adhesion. Lineage: Eukaryota; Metazoa; Chordata; Aves; Gaviiformes; Gaviidae. Bases 1 to 660 code for a protein of 219 amino acids. Gene Ontology annotation, molecular function: structural molecule activity. Gene Ontology annotation, cellular component: bicellular tight junction; plasma membrane.
AUGGCAUCAGCAAGUCUGCAGUUCUUUGCUUUUAUUCUGGCUUUGUUUGGUGUUUUGGGAGAUAUCACAGCCACCUUGCUACCAAACUGGAAGGUAAAUGCAGAUGUUGGUUCAAAUAUCAUAACAGCUAUAACACAGAUGCAAGGACUUUGGAUGGACUGCACAUGGUACAGCACUGGGAUGUUUAGCUGUAUCCUGAAAUACUCCGUUCUCUCUCUCCCUGUCUACAUCCAGGCUGCACGGACCACUAUGGUACUGUCUUGCAUCCUAUCAGCCUUUGGGAUCUGCAUCACUACAGUUGGAAUGAAAUGCACAAAGUUGGGAGGGGACACUGACAGCAAAAGUCAUGCUUGUUUUGCUGGAGGAGUCUGCUUCAUUCUUGCAGGAACCUUUGGAUUAGUACCAACAUCCUGGUACACGAGAGAAAUUAUUUCAAAUUUUCUGGACCAGACCAUUCCAGAGAGCAGUAAACAUGAACCAGGAGGAGCGGUUUAUACAGGAUUCGUUUCAGCAGGGUUUCUGCUUAUCGCAGGUUUGAUCUUCUGCACUUCCUGUUUUAAAAAGCAGCAAGGAGCAUGGAUUUACCCUCCAAAGCAGCACCAUUUCCCAUCCACAGAGCGGGAGAGCAACACUGGUUACAACCUGAAGGACUAUGUGUAA